AACGUAAACGUAGUAACGUAAUUUGUAACAUAGCGUUUGUUUUGUAAAUGCGUAUUGCGUUAUUCAGUUGCCGUAAACGCUUCCUUAUUUUUUAUUAUAAAACGUCCUAAAAUGACAGAUCGGUGUUGUGCACGGUGUGAGCAAGAUCGGUUCGGUGGACUAACCUCAAACACUGACAUCGAUCAGUAAUAAAAAAGUUGUAUGAUUGUUGUAGUAAAAGUUUUAAAACAAUCGAUCUUAACAUAAACUGUUAGAAUGACAACAAAAAGUCCACUAGUUUUUAGCAUUUUGACGGAAUGUGGCACUUCCAAAGCCCGUGUAAGUCGUAUGAUUCUCCCACAUGGUCCAGUGGACUUGCCAGUAUUUAUGCCAGUUGGAACACAGGGUACUCUAAAAGGAAUGUUGCCUGAACAAUUAGAAGAACUUGGUCUGCAAAUCAUGUUGGCCAAUACUUAUCACUUGGGGACAAAACCGGGCACUGAAAUCCUACAAAAAGCAGGAGGUUUGCAUAAAUUUAUGAACUGGAAUGGUUGCUUAUUAACCGACUCUGGUGGUUUCCAGAUGGUGUCUUUACUGAAAUUAGCAGAAAUUACAGAAGACGGUGUCCGUUUUCAAUCACUUAAUGAUCAAAAAGCAGAAGUUAUGUUAACGCCUGAACAUUCAAUUGAAAUUCAAAACGCAAUCGGCGCAGAUAUUAUUAUGCAAUUAGAUGAUGUUGUCAAGACCACAAAUCCUGAUAAAGAAAGAAUAGAAGAAUCUGUGUAUAGGACAACUAGAUGGCUAGACAGAUGUUUGAAGGCACAUCAAAACCCAGACACUCAAAACAUCUUUCCAAUAGUACAAGGUACUCUUUAUGAGGACUUGAGAGAAAAAAGUGCAAAAGAUCACAUUGAAAGAGAUGUUCGUGGAUUUGCUAUAGGUGGACUUAGCGGAGGAGAGAGUAAAGAUGAUUUUUGGAAAAUGGUUCAUUUAUCGACAAAUAUUUUACCAAAAAAUAAACCGCGGUAUCUAAUGGGUGUAGGUUUUGCAGAAGAUUUGGUUGUUUGCUGUGCUUUAGGAGUGGAUAUGUUUGACUGCGUGUUCCCCACCAGGACAGCGAGAUUUGGGUGUGCAUUAACUAGAAAAGGACAACUGAAUUUGAAGAAAGAGCAAUUUAAGAAGGAUUUUAGGCCAAUAGAUGAGAAUUGUCCAUGUAAUACUUGCAAGAAUUACACAAGGGCAUAUUUGAGUGGAAUUGUAACAGUAUUACCAGUGGCGUGUCACCUUCUUACAGAGCACAAUAUAGUGUUUCAAAUGAAUUUAAUGAAGGAUAUAAGACAAAGUAUAACCAAAGGCAAAUUUCCCGAUUUUGUACGGGACUUCAUGCUGCAAGUCUACCCCACUAAAAACUAUCCUAGUUGGAUUAUCGAUUCUUUAAGUGCCGUUAAUAUAAAAUUAAAGUGACUAAUGUAUAGUUUUAUUUUUUUAUAAACUUAUUUUUAAUAAUUUUUGUAUUUA
This is a messenger RNA of Zophobas morio, 1497 nucleotides long. Its product is annotated as queuine tRNA-ribosyltransferase catalytic subunit. The record is from RefSeq and is a predicted model, not a curated record. Bases 256 to 1443 code for a protein of 395 amino acids. Gene Ontology annotation, molecular function: tRNA-guanosine(34) queuine transglycosylase activity. The transcript is spliced from 6 exons. Lineage: Eukaryota; Metazoa; Arthropoda; Insecta; Coleoptera; Tenebrionidae. Gene Ontology annotation, cellular component: cytosol.